This is a messenger RNA of Cornus florida, 2361 nucleotides long. RefSeq names its product probable protein phosphatase 2C 66. Gene Ontology annotation, molecular function: protein serine/threonine phosphatase activity. Gene Ontology annotation, biological process: protein dephosphorylation. The transcript is spliced from 5 exons. Bases 273 to 1820 code for a protein of 515 amino acids. The record is from RefSeq and is a predicted model, not a curated record. Lineage: Eukaryota; Viridiplantae; Streptophyta; Magnoliopsida; Cornales; Cornaceae.
ACAUCAUCAGCUGAUUCUUGCUCUCCUCUCUAUAUUGCUCUGUCAGACAUUUUUAAAUUUUCAAGUUCAAUAUUUUAGGGUUUUGCUCGUGAUGAAUUUCAAUCUGAUCUUCCUUCUCUCUCCACUAUUAAUCUCCUAUCACCAUUUAUUGAUCUCUGGAGUGAAAUAGCAGAGAGUAUUUGAAUCUCUUCUGAUUUGGGUGGAGAGAGUGAGGAGGAAGAAGAAGAAGUUAUUCCGAUCGCUUAGAACACGAAGAUAUUGAAAAUAGUCAAAUGGGUAUUUGCUAUUCCUCAGUAAGACGCACUCACAAAGAAGAUAGUUGGAAGAAGCACAAAAGCACGAGCAUAGAUACAACACUCAAGAAGACGAGACACUCCGGUGAUUUCACCUCCUUCAUUAGCAAGUUUGGUGGUGGUGGCGGCGCCGGCGGCCGAGCGUCGGUGACGGCGGUGGCUCUCCAUCAAAUCCCGGGAAGGCUGUUUGGGAACGGCUGCAGUAGCAUCGCGAGCUUGUAUACGCAGCAGGGCAAGAAAGGAACCAAUCAAGAUGCCAUGAUCGUUUGGGAGAAUUAUAGUUCAAGAAGUGAUACGGUCUUUUGCGGAGUAUUUGAUGGUCAUGGUCCUUAUGGUCAUAUGGUUGCAAGGAGAGUUCGAGAUUCUCUUCCUGUUCUUCUUUGCAAUCAGUGGGAAGCUAAUUCCAAUGGCGAUCCAAGCUGUCGGAGUGAGAAUGGAACCACAAAUAGAAGCACAGAAUUGGAGGAAUGCGCGGAUUCGUUGGAGGUUGAAGAGAAAGAGAGGCUCCCUGAGAGAUAUGUACCAUUGAAGCAGUCAAUUUUGAAGGCUUUCGAGUUAAUGGAUGAGGAAUUAAACUUGCACCCAGUAAUUGAUUGUUUCUGCAGUGGAUCAACUGCUGUUACUUUGGUAAAGCAGGGUCAGGAUCUUAUAAUUGGAAAUGUUGGUGACUCAAGAGCAGUACUGGCAACAAGGGAUAAAGAGAACUCUUUGGUUGCUGUACAAUUGACCAUUGACUUGAAACCCAAUCUUCCAAGGGAAGCCGCUAGGAUCCAGCAAUGCAAGGGAAGGGUCUUUGCUUUGCAAGAUGAGCCGGAGGUUCCACGUGUAUGGCUGCCUAAUAGUGAUUCACCAGGUUUGGCAAUGGCUAGAGCUUUUGGGGAUUUCUGUCUAAAGGAUUUUGGUUUAAUUUCUGUGCCAGAUGUUUAUUACCGUCACCUCACGGAAAGAGACGAGUUCAUUAUUCUUGCUACCGAUGGGAUUUGGGAUGUUCUCUCCAACAAGGAAGCUGUAGAUAUUGUGGCCUCAGCCCCUGAUUGCGUAACAGCAGCCAGAGCUCUUGUUGACUGUGCUACCAGAGCAUGGAUGCUUAAAUACCCCACAUCCAAGAUUGAUGACUGUGCUGCUGUAUGCCUAUUUCUGGAACAUGGUUUUGCAACUGACUUUGAGCAGGCAGAGAAUGAUCUGACUAAGGGUCCAAAAGAGGUGGUACAAAGGAUCUGUGAAACCGAUGGGGACACCAAGAGGUUAGACACUGGUGAUGUUUUAGCAUCACAACCUUCUGUUCUUGAUCAUUCCGGUACUUUAAGAGAGACUGGUGAGAUUGUGCUUGUUUCUGAGUCAACUGAGGAAAAGCUUCCCAAGAGAAGCCUGAGCCACUCUAAGAGGAGCCUUGCGGAGUGCCUUUCAACAGCUGAGGACAAUGAAUGGUCAGCUCUUGAAGGUAUUACCAGGGUCAAUAGCCUGCUAAGUAUUCCCAGGCUCCUCUUUGGAGACAAAAGAUCAGCCAGUUGGAGGAAAUGGUUAUGAAAAGUCCGAGGGCUGUCUCGACUUUACACAAAACCAAAUAGAAUUGUUUCAUAUGAUCAAAGAUUGCGCAAGUGCACAAUUUUAUUCCACAAAAAAAAGAUUGCACGAGUUCAACUCAGAGCUAUAAGAGUGUAGAUUUCAAGUUGCCAGAAGCAGAUGGAAGUGUCAAACUAAUGCUUAUAUACGUGGUGUGUACUAAAAAAAAUCACCAGAUGGGGUCUCUGUAAGUUUCAAGUUGCCUGAUGCAUAUGGAAUGGUAACAUGCAAUGCCUACAAUAUCAGCAUACCAGAAUGGAUAGAACAUCAACUGAAUUUUGUAAGUUUUGCUGAAAGUUACAAUUACAGAUUUUGAUAGUGAUACUUUGUAGGAGGAUGGAUCAUAUCUAUGUAUGUACUAUGUACAUAUGUUCGUGAUAAUGUGCUUUGAUUCUCAACUUUGUCUUGCAUAUUUUGCUCUGAAAAUUAGUAUAUGCAAAAGAGUGACAGGAUAAUACAUCUAUAUAACAGAUAAUAUGAUUUGAUCUUUGACUGUGUUGCAUCA